GCUGCAUCCUACGGUCACUGUGUCAGUGUGAGAACAGAUCCAACGGACGUUGCAAUUGAAAAAUACCUGGCCCAGAGGAAACACGAGAAAUCGAAUGGUCACACCAUACUCCGCAAGGUCAUUGCACUCCUCCUGUCUUGUUUCAUCACAGAAUCCAGAUGGAUGGGAAAUCAAAUACUACAACCAUUGCAGAGUUAUGGCGUCUCCGAGCUGAUCAUCUGCUAGGGACGGGUGUACAAGGCCACUCGAGUAGCUACUGGUCAGAUCAUGGCUGUCAAGAAGUCUCGAGCAUCUAUUGCACUUAAAUCUACCCUUUUGAAUCACGAACAAUGGGUUCUGCGGCGGCUACAGGGACACCCUUCCAUCCCAAGAGUAUUUGCCUAUGGACGAUUGGAGCAUUUCGAGUAUCUUGCUAUGCAGCUCCUUGGGAUGAACCUUGAUGAAGUGCGGGCACGCCAUCCUCUACCGGCAGUAGUAAACACCUUAGUGGUUGCUGAUCAGAUGAUCUCAGCUCUCGAACACAUACACGAGAAUAAACUUGUCCACUGUGACCUGAAACCCAGGAACAUCAUCCUCCACCCCACUGAUCCCAAGCGCUUGUACCUGGUCGACUAUGGGCUCACCCGAGCUAUUGCACACGAGGCCCAAUCCAGCCUCUCCAUGGAUGUACCCGGCAUUGGUACGCUGGAGUAUGUCAGCCUGAACAUGCACCGUGACAUUCGUAAGCUGGCCCAGUAUUAUGGGACUCUCUUACUUGACAAGACUGUAGGACCAGCUCCACGUGAUGAUAUAGAAUCUCUUGGCUAUGUGCUCACCAGUCUUGCUCGGGGAGACCUUCCAUGGACAUACAACACUCGGCAUGGAACAAGCAAGGAUCGAGAAGUUCAGGUUCGGAUCAAAAAGCGGCAAUAUAGCGGCACUGACCUGGCCCCCAAUGAACUACCUUGUUUUGGCCAAGUGAUUGACUAUGCACGCAACUUGAAGUUCGAACAACUACCGGAUUAUGAGCUGCUGCGCUUACAAAUACAAGAAACUCGUGCACUAGCUGGCCUACUGGACUCUGCUAUGAUCAAGUGGGAUAUUCCAACUGAGGCUUCGUCAGACUCUCUAUCACAGUCACGUCCCCUCACGUGUGUGGAUACCAUUCCCCUCCGCCCUGGAAAGAUCGUAUGCUGCCAAAUUGACGUUCGCACAACGCUCGAGGGCUACAGUGCUCGAGUGGGUGACCCAUUUUUCUGGCGGGAUCCCGGUCUCUCCCCUGAAAAAUGGGAUACAGCAGUCCGCCCUGCAGUUAUUCUCUGGGUUGGAACAGACAGACGAAGCAAGCUCCCGAGUAUUGUAGUUGUCUGUAUCGGACAAGGAGCUCUCUCUUCCACUGACAUGAACGUUGUGCCCAUCUCAUCAUUACCUGCUGAGGGCAGUUUGACACCAAGUCCCGCUUGGCCCCUCUCCAACUCGUACUGCUACAUAUUUCCUCGGCCGAUGCAAUUCUUGUGCUACCCUGUCUAGGUCCAACCUGUUCCUUCUCCUUGGACAAUCAGCGAAGCCGACGUCAAUUUCCUCCUUCAGAAGCUUAACAAUAACACCUUUGC
Molecule: messenger RNA, 1592 nt
Organism: Suillus subalutaceus
Lineage: Eukaryota; Fungi; Basidiomycota; Agaricomycetes; Boletales; Suillaceae
Product: kinase-like domain-containing protein
Exons: 5
Coding region: 268-1509 (413 amino acids)
Biological process (GO): peptidyl-serine phosphorylation; signal transduction
Cellular component (GO): nucleus; cytoplasm
Molecular function (GO): ATP binding; protein serine/threonine kinase activity
Source: RefSeq, a predicted model, not a curated record